Molecule: messenger RNA, 636 nt
Organism: Acanthopagrus latus (yellowfin seabream)
Lineage: Eukaryota; Metazoa; Chordata; Actinopteri; Spariformes; Sparidae
Gene: ccl20a.3
Product: chemokine (C-C motif) ligand 20a, duplicate 3
Exons: 4
Coding region: 113-436 (107 amino acids)
Biological process (GO): neutrophil chemotaxis; immune response; inflammatory response
Cellular component (GO): extracellular region
Molecular function (GO): chemokine activity; CCR chemokine receptor binding
Source: RefSeq, a predicted model, not a curated record
GCUGCUGUGAUCAGCAGCCUGUCACCACAACCUCUCUUGACUCCACCCGAAGAAGACAGGCCGAGGCGACAGCUCAGCUCAGAGUCACAGCUGCCAGCACAGAUCCAGAGACAUGGUGUCAGUCAAGGCUGCAGCGAUGGCGAUCGCACUGCUCACCUUUUGCAUGCUGGGCACAAACACGACAGCAGCAGCGAACGCUGAAUGUUGUCGGAGUUACACGACGAGAAAACUGCCGUUUCCUGCAAUCAGGGGAUACACAGUCCAGACAAUCAAGGGAAUGUGUCACAUCAAUGCCAUCAUUUUCCACUAUACUUUUGACAAAAAGAAGGGGAGGGCAUGCACCAAUCCUGCUUUGCCGUGGGUGAUGGACUACAUCGACCGCUUAAGGACUAAAGCACAAAAGGUUCACGACCAGUCCUCACAAAUUCGCAAGUGAAGUGAUUCUGCUGUCUGAAGAGAGACGACGGACGCCAGCUGCAGCGAACGGACUGUUUCACAUCCCAGCUUUGCUUUUUUUUCCCAGUAGAAUAACGAUGUGUCACAGAGCUUUGUCUAAAACAUUUUGAUAUUCCUUGUAAAUAUCUCAUAUUUGUACAUUUUGUAAAAAAGAAGGAUUAAAGUUUUGUUUGAAUAUAA